Molecule: messenger RNA, 675 nt
Organism: Neurospora tetrasperma FGSC 2508
Lineage: Eukaryota; Fungi; Ascomycota; Sordariomycetes; Sordariales; Sordariaceae
Exons: 2
Coding region: 32-607 (191 amino acids)
Biological process (GO): protein acetylation
Molecular function (GO): N-acetyltransferase activity
Source: RefSeq, a predicted model, not a curated record
AACCCAACCAAGACACCAAGCAAAUUUCACAAUGGCUUCCACUGCUCCUGUUGUCCGCCACGCCAGGCGCGAGGACGUCCCCGCCAUCCUCGGCCUCAUCCGUGAACUAGCCGACUACGAACACGCCCUCGACAGCGUCGAAGCCACCGAGGAAACCCUGGCGGCAACCAUCGCCUUCGCCCCUUCCGAACCCUCCGUCGUCUCCCCCAACCCUGAGACUGGCCUGCCCAUCACUGAACCCGUCUCGCCCGCCAAACCCGCCCGCUGCUUGGUGUUGACCGACCCCGACUCGGGAGUCGUCGUCGGCAUGGCGCUUUACUUUUACAACUACUCCACCUGGCGGGCACGCCCCGGUAUCUUCCUUGAGGAUCUGUAUGUCAAGCAGAGCGAGAGAAAGAAGGGGUAUGGCAAGCGGUUGUUGGUGGAGCUGGCGAAGGAGGUGGAGGCCAUGAAGGGAGGCAGGCUCGAGUGGAACGUGCUCAAGUGGAAUGAGCCGAGUAUCAAGUUCUAUGAGAGUGAGGCGAUUGGGGCGCAGAUGAUGAGUGAGUGGGUGGGUAUGAGAGUUGAUGGGGAGGGACUGCCCAAGUUGGCCAAGUUGUUGGAUUAGAUGGUAGGUUGAGGUUUGGGAAAAAAAAAUAAAAAUAUACCCAUAGUUGGAAAGGGUAUGUUGACGCC